Cherax quadricarinatus is the source of this 2166-nucleotide messenger RNA. NCBI's taxonomy places the organism in Eukaryota, Metazoa, Arthropoda, Malacostraca, Decapoda, Parastacidae. The record is from RefSeq and is a predicted model, not a curated record.
GAGAUAAUGGUUGUGUGAGGAGCCGAGAGAUGGCGCACCGGGAUAUCAUCAUCGUCUGCUAAUUUUGUGUUCCAGGCUGCCUCAGAUACAAUGUUGUAGCCACUGGAGUUAGGACCAGGGAUGGAUCACCUUAUCUUCCUGGCUCAAGAAAGAGUGGAGUCUGUACAGGUAACUUUGCACUCAGCUACAACUCGUUUUGCCAACAAUCUUGUGUCUCUGGGAAAUGGGGUCAAAGCAUCCUUCAACAGCACUCAUUCUGUUAAGAAUCAGAGGUUCAGUGGAGACGUAGCAGAGAAGGUUCGAGACUGGCUUGCUAAACUAAGGGAAGCAUUAAGUGUGUUCUCUCCUUCUGAAGUGUAUAACCGGUUUUUAAUAUUUUUCCUAACCGAAGUCACACGUACACACAUAUAUUUUGGUGGAGCAUGUUUUUUUGCUGGUAGUAUCAUUGGCAUACUGGUGGGCAUGAGGCUUCGCAGUAGUAUGGUUGCUCCACAGCGAAUGAGAGCUGUUGUGGCCAUCAGUUACAGAGGAAUGGAGGCCAUUGGAGUAGUGGAAGAUGUGGUUGCUCCAAGAAUUGUGGAUCCACACCAAGUAUUAAUUCAAGUCAAAGCUGCUGGGAUUGACUAUCUGGAUAUUAAAGUGGCUGAAGGCUAUGGUCGUGUAUUGAGAAAACAACUUAAUAAAUAUAAUCCUAAUAUGGAUGGAGAGUUUCCAGUUGUUUUGGGACGAGAUUGUUCUGGGGUGGUGGUGGCCGUGGGCAAGGCAGUCACACGAGUGGAGCAAGGAGAAGAGGUAUGGCUUGCAGUUCCAUUUUAUCAUCCUGGGACUUUGAGUGAAUAUUUGGUAGUAUCAGAGGAGCUGGUGGCUCUCAAGCCAUCACAGUUAACAUAUGAGGGAGCUGCCGCACUGCCCUACAGCAUCAUGAUUGCUUGGGAUGCCCUUGUGACACAAGGAAAACUUGGACCCAAUACUACUGAAGGGAAGAGAGUUUUGAUUCACGCAGGUGCUUCAGGUGUUGGAGUAGUGGCCAUACAGCUGGUGCGGGCCUGGGGAGGGAAUGUUACCACUACAGUGUCUUCACGAGCCGCACCUCUGGCACACCUGCUAGGUGCUGAGGACGUCAUCACCUAUGAUAGCUCAAAUUUCGAUAAGGAGCUCUUGCUGAGAGAGAAGUAUGAUGUUAUACUCAAUACAGUGGGCCAGGUACUACAUGAAUCCUGUUUAAAACAUUGUCUUCCUGGUGGAGUUGUCGUCACAACUACCUCCUCUCAGUUGGCUUCAGACUCCUAUGGUUAUGUAAUUGGAGGCCUCUAUUCUUUAUAUAUGAGAGCAAGAUAUUGGCUCACAAAGUCACCAUGGUUGACUGGUGGUAGAUGGGGGACUGUGGUGGUGAGCGGCAGUGUGUUGGAGAAGGUUUCUCCACUUAUAGAAUCAGGGCGUCUUCAGGCAGUUGUUGACAAAGCGUACUCUGCUCAGGAUGCUGAGGUGGCCUUUUCACAUGUAGCUAAAGGUGAACAGAUUGGGAAAACUGUAGUCCGAUUUAGUAUUAACACACCAGUUAGGAAUCUAGGAAUGGCCUUUUGUAAGUAUAUAUGAUAUUAAUAUUUCGGUACCAUUUUAAAUAAAAAUUCUGACAUAAUUUAAUGCCACAUUAAAAAUAUAUCCAGUAUUUGAGUGACAACAAAAAUAAUAAUUGGUCUCAUUAUAAAAACAAAAACAUUUUAGUAAAUUAUUUGCAUUUGGUAAAAUAAUAGUGGGAUGUGUCUGAGUACUGCAUAGGUUUACAUUUCUAGUUACAUCGUAUGUCAAGUGCCAGAGUGGCACCUUUAGCUGGAUUCAUUUUAUGCCCACUAUAGUAUAACUUGGUUUAUUAUUUUAAUUAUUAUUUUAUACAGGUACAUUAUAGUUGUGAAUGUGAAAUGGAAACCUGUAAUUGUUUUACAUGAUGGUAGGAUUGCUAGUGUCUUUUUUUUUUUUUGUCUCAUAAAUAUAUUGGAUACCAGGUAUAUCUUGCUACUUCUGCUUACACUACACGUGCAUGUACAGACACACAUACAGCCUCUCCUCACUUGGCAACGUAUUCGUUUACCAACGCCUCGGACUUAUAAUGGGCUCUCUGACCAGUAUUCAUACCUAAAUAAUGUAUAUUAAAGCUGAUUUCCUCUA